Messenger RNA from Coprinopsis cinerea okayama7#130, 1863 nucleotides. RefSeq names its product other/FunK1 protein kinase. Gene Ontology annotation, molecular function: protein kinase activity. The record is from RefSeq and is a predicted model, not a curated record. Gene Ontology annotation, biological process: protein phosphorylation. The transcript is spliced from 4 exons. Lineage: Eukaryota; Fungi; Basidiomycota; Agaricomycetes; Agaricales; Psathyrellaceae. The coding region runs from base 1 to 1863 and encodes 620 amino acids.
AUGAACAUGGCGCCGUACUCAGUGGCUGGGGACUCGAAGUUCCAUAAGACCUUGUACGAGGGUGUGACGACCGACGAGAAGAUAUCUGCCUACCUUGAGAAGUCGAAGUACUACAACGCUGGCUUCUGGAGCCUCGCCCCCUACCCUGACGACGCGGAGGAACUGCGCGACACGGUCGGCGCCAUUAUCAAAGAGAUUGAGGAGUACUUCUGGCCAAUGAAUACCACGGAAAAUCUGCCCUUCAUCUGUGUCGAUAAUGGAUACGCCGACUACAAAGAAGCUGCUAUGAUUGAUUGCCACUGGGAAGUAAUGCUCGAUGAUGACGACCGAAUGGAUGACGUUUACAAAACCAACAUUGAGGAACACCAGUUACUGGAGGAACGUAUCACUGACGCGUUUAUCAGCCAACCCGCCCGUGAAUUUCUACGCGUCCUCUUCGUGAGCGAGAACAAGUUCCGCGUGGUCCACUUUGACCGGAGUGGCGUCAAGUACUCCAUCGCCGCCAACCUGCACGACGACCCUCUCGACUUUGUGCGCCUUGUCGUCGGCUUGACCUCAUGCAAAGCUGACCUUAUUGGUUUCGAUACGAGCUUGGUUUUCAAUAAGCGUGAUCCUGAGAUCUUGGUUCAGCCUGCGGACGCGAUGGCCCCUUCAGUCUAUAUCAUCGAGAAAAUCAUCCCUCCGGGCGACAACGCUGAUAUCUACUGGCAGACACCAUUCAUCUUCUUCGCACAUACACCCGAUGGAAAGAAAGUCGUCGUCAAGGAGUUUUGGUUUGACGGACUCUGUUUUUGCGAUCCUGAACCCCGGCUCCUUGCAGAAGCACUAGGUCUCAAGGGUGUGGUGCAGAUGAUUGAGUAUCAGGUUGUUGCUGCGACCACGGACUUCCGGGGCCCCCUUGUAGAGGAAGAACAAUCUCACUAUGGGUUCCAGAAGAGGACUAAGCUUAGAAUGGUUCUCGAACAAUAUGGCAGUGACAUUCACUAUUUCGAGUCGAAGAUGGACUUGCUUACUGCGUUUUACGAUGCCAUUAAAGGGCAUAUGAGACUUUAUCUGAGAAAGGGUAUCUUGCACAGAGACAUCAGCGUCGGAAAUAUCUUACUUGGCCUUAAAGGCUCUCGUUCGCGCAAAGGAUUCCGGGGGGUAUUGAUUGACCUAGACAAAGCCAUUUACAUCUACGGCCACAAACCAGGGGAACUCAAAUUCGCGGUAGUGGGAACCAUUCCAUACCAAUCGGUUUUCGUGCAGGCAAGGGCGUUCCUUUCCUGCACAGAGCACCCCAACGCGUUCAGCAACCACGAUCACUUGGACGACCUCCAAUCUUUCUUCUGGGUUUUCCUCUACAUCGUCAUCGGAUUCACAGCUCCUGGCAGGUUUCGUUCUGGCUUGACUGCUUCUCUCCCUCUAAAGAUGGACUCCAUGUUCGAAGAAUCCAACGAACGCGCACACGACGCAAAGUCUCUGUUGCUCCGAGAGGACAUUUAUACCCGCGAGACAGUUGAGAGCCACGUUCCGGAAUUCUGGGGACCUAUCAUCAAGAACUUGCUGGCCGAGUUUCGAGCGUGGACGAUCGAGAUGUACAAUCUCAAGUUUCGGGUCUUGCACAACUUUGGGACGAGUAUGACGAAGGAGCAACUUAUGACUCGAGCCAAGGAGCACUAUACGGCUGUCCUCAAGAUGUUCGAGAACGCGAUUGAAGAGCUGGAAGUCGAAGAGCAGAUCGAGGCCGUGGAGUCGGAGGAAGAGCUGGACGAUGACCUUGACUCUGUACUGGGUAAGAGGGAUCCUUCGAGCGACCCUGUCUCUCCGAACAGCAAACCUGCACCAAAGAAGGCUCGAGCCGACGAGCCAGCCGUUCAUUAG